Messenger RNA from Cryptococcus wingfieldii CBS 7118, 1341 nucleotides. RefSeq lists its product as hypothetical. The transcript has 4 exons. Lineage: Eukaryota; Fungi; Basidiomycota; Tremellomycetes; Tremellales; Cryptococcaceae. The record is from RefSeq and is a predicted model, not a curated record. Bases 1 to 1341 code for a protein of 446 amino acids.
AUGCCUAAAGACGCUUCACAUCUUCCCAGGAAGCGAGGCCGUCCUCGACAUCUGUACAAAGAUCCCAAGAAGGUCGAUAUUCCUGCGACGCACGGCCAUCUAACAGCAGCGUUCCAAUAUCUCUCGCAGGACGCCAACGCACAAGACGAUGGCCACUUGCAAGCAGAGUCAUCAUCCAUCUUUAUCGACCCUACACUCGAUUCGGCCCUGACAAACAACGCUCAUAUCACGGAAGCAGAACUUUCUCGGCACCUCACGCCGUUGGAUGCCCAAAAUCAAUCACAGGCUGAUGCCAUCGUGCGAGCAUUGACUCUUCAUGAGGAGAGUCAUGGACAGCUCGUGACGCUUGACUAUCAGCAACCACCCCCCGCACCACAGCUGCAACAACCUAUACAAAGGCAUACUAGCUAUGUCAAUGGCACUUCCUGGGUCAGCCGGUUGCUUUCCCCGGAGCGCGUCGCCGAAAGACAGGCGCUUUGGGAUAUCGUUGCUUCAUGCGACUAUCUCCCCGACUCAUCAUCGCCCAAGGCAGACUUGAGUGCUGAAAAGUUGAAUGGACCGGGUCUCGAAAUGAUUGAUGUGCCCCCGAAUAGCGGGUUCGUCAAGCCUACAAGGCAAAAGAAGCUCGAUGGAGAAGAGUAUAUGAGAGAGGUGAUUGAGGUGGAGGAUAUACCGCGGUACUUUGAUGGUCUGCCACACGACUAUAAUGCUCUCUCGCGCGCUCGUUGUUCGUCUUAUUUGAAGAUUGUAUGUUUGGACCCCCCAGGCCUUGUGCCCACCGACAUUCGCUCGCGUCAUAUCCAUGUCUCGGUAGACGACAAUGCGCUUCGAGAUAAUCCCGACGGCUAUGUCCAUCGCAUCAUUUUCAGGUGUUCGGGGAUAUGCCUGAGAGCGGAUGGAGAGGAAGAGUGCAUGGGCGUUGCCGGGGAAGGGGGGCUACCGUGGAUGGGAGAGCAGCCGGAGAACUUCGCCCAGAGCUCGAGUGAGACGAAGAAGAGACGGCCACCAGCGUGUGACUCUUUGUUAGCUGUCGAGAUGACUGCCCGACAAGCGGCUGACGGGCAAUGCACAAUCAUCAGACGGCGGCCAGAGUAUCAUCCGCCCGGCCCAACAGCAGCCCUUCGACUUUCACCAUACAUACGAAGUGUGCUUCAUGAACUCGCAUCUGACACUGGCAUGCCAAAUACCCGAUUACGCUCUGAAUACGAGAAUAGACUGAGGACCGCAGCCUACCCCAUGUGGGUCGAAGCAAACUUUCCUCAUCGUCUGCCCAAGCCGCAGCAUUACUUGAGCAUCGCGGUCACCAUUGCUCGUGCGGCGAAGAGGGCGGGGCAUGCGUGA